Daucus carota subsp. sativus is the source of this 771-nucleotide messenger RNA. RefSeq lists its product as uncharacterized. NCBI's taxonomy places the organism in Eukaryota, Viridiplantae, Streptophyta, Magnoliopsida, Apiales, Apiaceae. Bases 100 to 657 code for a protein of 185 amino acids. The transcript has a single exon. The record is from RefSeq and is a predicted model, not a curated record.
GCAUAUAUUAAAACAAAGAAUCCUCCAAAUAAACUAACCUUUAGGCCAAGACUUCUUCAAAGCCAACCAACUUGAGCUUCAAGAAUAUUUCAAACCACCAUGAAGAAGAAAAUCCACCCCUCUACGCCACCCAUCUCCGAUCACUUAUCUCUGCUUCCCGCCACCAUACUCACUCUCACGGUGGCGCUUUCGCCAGAAGAUCGACAAGUCCUGGCCUACUUAAUCUCAUGCUCAGCUAAUUCCAACAGUUUUUCUAGCCAACAGAAUAAAACUAAGGCUAAGGUUAUUGAUCAUGCACCGCAGUUUGAGUGCAGCUGCUUUCGGUGCUAUAUGAGCUAUUGGGUACGUUGGAAUAAUUCUCCCAACCGCGAGAUUAUUCAUGACAUCAUCGAUGCUUAUGAAGAUGGUCUUAUGAAGAAGAAAGGUGGUGGUGGUAACAGGGGUGGUAGUAAUGGUUUGAAGAGCAAGAAAGGGAAGAGGAGGGGGAAUUACAGUUCUAGCCCUGGCGAGAGCGAGGAGAAGGGCAAGUUGAAGGAAGCAAAGCAGGCAGAAUUGUCUUUUCAAGGUGAAGAAGUGGGGGGUUUGGAGAAGGAAUCAUCUGUCAAGAAGAUUGUAAGUUUUCUUGGGGGUAGGAUUUGGGGUGUUUGGGGAAUAUGAAAUGAAAUUCAAAUGAUCCUGUUUUAUGUUAAAAAAAUAAGAAAAUGGCUUAUAGUUGAUUUUGUUGUGGAAUCAAACUUUUCAUGAGUUGUUCCCUGCAACUUAUUUAACUUA